AUGCCUGUUGUUACAGAUCCAUAUGAGUUCAAUCUUUCACAAUUACGGUUUAUCUCUGGUUCAUUUAGCAAAGAUCUGAACAGUAGAAGCCUGUUGGCAGAGUGUGUUGGUGAAGAUAUAGAAGAUUUGGAACAUACACCAAAAGCUGAAUUUGAAGGUUACUUUAAAGUGACAAAUGUGAUACAUCGUGGUUCCCACCAUCUUCUCCUGAAGGCCUUGAAGAGUAAGACAAGAUUGAGAGGUGAAAAAAGGGGCUAUUUGCUACAAGAUCACCACAACGUCCAUUCCCAAAUUGGUCAUAUAGUCACAAAAGCGUAUAACAGAGUGCUUGAGAAGCCAACUCCUGAAACUAGAGAAGCAGGAGUUACAAGUAACAUGCACUUUUUUGAUUCAGAUGGCAUGAACAAGAAGUAUGACACCCCUGAACAAAGUAUUGGAGGGGCUUUUGAAGGAAGGAUUGUUUGA
Messenger RNA from Lactuca saligna, 465 nucleotides. The record is from the annotation of a GenBank genome assembly. NCBI's taxonomy places the organism in Eukaryota, Viridiplantae, Streptophyta, Magnoliopsida, Asterales, Asteraceae.